AGAAAGAUCAUUUGUACAAUUUGCUAAAUAGAAAAAAAAAUGAAAUUAUUAAGAAAUAACAUUCUCAGUUGCCAGUCAUGCGUAGUUGCUAUGACACAGUAUUCAAAUUUCUAGGUACUGGCACGUUAAUACCAGUUCUGAUAUUCGUAGCCAGGUUUUUAAAAGUGAUAAUUUUAAUUUCUUAACUGUGCUAUGGGCGAUUAAUUUCGAGAAUAUUUUAAAAUAUGAAAACUUACAUUUUGUUGAGUGUUAUAGCAAUUUCUGUUAUAUUUUCUGCAAAUCAGCAUACGGCACAAGCUUGUGAAGAUGGUUGGUUUGGACCUGAAUGUCAAUAUAAAUGUCGCUGUCAACAACCCUGUAGUCCAGAAGGUGAAUGUCCAGAUAUGUGUGAAGUUGGUUGGUUUGGUUACAAGUGUCAAUAUAGUCUAAUAACGUACACGGCAACAGCCAAUCAAUCUCAAGAAGAUAUUACGGAAUUAUUAAAUGAUGAUGAUGAGACAACGUGCAUUGAUAUUGGGGAACAAUUGAUAGUUUUGGAUUUAAACAGAAUUUAUUAUAACCCAUGGAUUCGAUUAUUUACACCGCAACAAGAUUUAUUAUACAGUUUAAAAAUAUCUUUUCUGGACAGAAACUCGAUAGCUAUACUCGCAACAUCAAAUGAAAGAUUAUUAGUCAGAGAUAAUAUUGUAGAUAUCCACAUUUCAGUUAAUGAUAAUUUUAUAAACUACAUUCUAUUAGAAGGGGAAGUGAUACAACAGCUUUGUACUGUUUGGGUCAUAUCAGGUCAGAAUGUGGCGACAAAACAGAACGUCUACUAUAGUAAUUCAAGUAUUAAUCGUAUUGACACGAACCUACCGCAGUAUCCUCAAGCCUCAGAUGGAGUUUACACAUGUGACGAAAGCGACGCUGGACACACUGGGAAUUACUGGGAGAUUGUAAUGAACCCUUCAUUUGUUUUCAAAGAGUUUGAUUUCUAUGUCAACGAUGUUUUUGGCGUCUACAGAUAUUUCAUGUUUCAAGCAUUUGAUAACGACGGUGAAGUAUCCAAAACUUUCUCUUCUAAUGCCUGGCAAUCUGAUGAAGUAUACGGUAUCGUUGAUUAUUGGGAUAAUCCUAUAAAAGCGUUUACUUUUUUCGUGACAAAUUAUUCUACAAAUAAAACUUUGCCACUGUUACUCUGUGAAGUAGAGGCCUUUGCAGAAUGCAGUGAAGGAACCUGGGGUGUCCACUGUACAAACACUUGUAAUAAAAACUGUCCUGACCUGUGCCGUUAUGACGAUGGACUGUGCAAUAAUGCUUGCUUCGGGUAUAGUGACCCUCCCAAAUGUACAAAAGUAUGUAAAACAGGAUCCUGGGGGUUAAACUGCACUAAGACUUGCAGCAAUCAUUGCUAUAAUUCAACGUGUAAUAGUAAAUCUGGAGUCUGUGACAGAGGAUGUUUAGGAUACACUGAUUAUCCUCAAUGCACUAGAGAGUGUGAAACAGGAUUCUGGGGUUUCAACUGUGUCAACCAUUGCGACAGAUGUGUUGACUCAUCAUGCAACAGCAAAACUGGAUGGUGUGACAGGGGAUGUGCUGGCUUCAGUGAUCCUCCGUUCUGCUCUAUAUCAUGCUUAACUGGAUCAUGGGGUGUCAAUUGUACCAACAAAUGCAGUAAUAGUUGUGUUGAAUUAUCAUGUGACGCUAAAACUGGAUUCUGUGACAGAGGAUGCAUUGCUACAAACUGUACCCUGGUACUCAAGACUAGUGAAAGUUUCUCUAAAGUGACUAUUAUAGCCAUUGCAGUAUCCAUAGGAUCAGCAGCACUUCUAACAAUCGUAAUUUGUCUCAUAGUUUUGAAAGUCAAAGGAAAAUUGUGUUUUAAACGGAAAGAAAACGUCCGCAAUCUACCGCAGCCCCCAGUCGAACAAUAUGAUGAGGAUCCGUACGACCAUCUGGGCAAGCUUGAGCACGAACACUACAAUGAGAUUGAUGAGAACAAAAUCCCCAAUAGUUCAAACGUUUACCAUAUGCCAGCGAUACAAUCACGAGAUGAACAUACUUAUCAUUUACAAUUACCAGGCAUCAGAAAGGAAAAUGAUUUUUACUCGAAAGCUGAUAAUAAAGAUACUGAGAUGAAUCGAGAAAGAAACCCAUACAUUGAUGUAUUUGAUCCAAAAGAGUUGCGAGCAUCAUAUUGGUCAGUUUCUGAUGCUGAGGACAUUUCUGAUGACCUACAGUCAAAUGGAAAUAAUAAUACAGACCCUUACCAAAAGCAGAUCGUUUCAUUUUGAUGUAACAGUUCGUCAGGUUGAGACUGUAUUGAACUAUUGAUCAUCACAUCGACUGCGGAACUACAAAAAGAAACUGUUCAUAUUGUCAAAUUUCUUGUAUUCUUUUUUAAAUUACAUAUUUACUUUAACAUUAUUUUUCUUUACAAAAAUUGUAAUUUAAUAUAAAGAAUAAAAUAUUUUAUAAAAGCAAUAAUGUUAGGCAAGCUAGUAUAUCUAUAUAACGCUACGUAAGUCACAGUUGAGUAUUAUAAUGAAAACGUACAUUAAGUGAUUAUUAUUAUGAUAGCUAUGACUUGGUAAUUAUUUAAUGUGAUUUGGAUUUUGUGGUCAUGUCAGCAGUUAAUUGACCCCGCCCCCCCCCCACACACACACAGGUCGUCACAAUUAAUUAUUAUGUAUUAUUAAUUAUAUUGCUUUUAUUUACAACUACUUUCACAUGUAUAUACACUAUAUAGAAUUGAUUCCAGGUAUCUCGUAUAUGUUUAUAGUAAAUAUUAAGUAUUUUAUUUCAUAUAUAUCUGUAAAAUUACUCUGUGUAAUAGAACCUUCACAUGUGUAUACAAUAUAAAACGCCACAUGCUGGUACCUCGUAUUUGCUCGUAGUAAAUAUAAAGUAUUAAUUUUCAUAUGUAUAUUUGGUUUUUAUCAAUCACAUAUUUAUAGUAGAAACUACAAUUUCGCAAUUAAAUAAUUAACGACCAGCC
Messenger RNA from Biomphalaria glabrata, 2977 nucleotides. RefSeq lists its product as uncharacterized. Gene Ontology annotation, molecular function: scavenger receptor activity. Lineage: Eukaryota; Metazoa; Mollusca; Gastropoda; Planorbidae. The transcript is spliced from 18 exons. The record is from RefSeq and is a predicted model, not a curated record. The coding region runs from base 225 to 2273 and encodes 682 amino acids.